CGUACCACCGCCCUCUACUGCUAUCCGGUCUCUUGCUCACUGCUCUUCUCUCUUCCCUCUAUUUCGCCUGGGAGGGCCUCUCAGUACCGCCAUUUUUUUUUAUCUGUGUCAUCUAUAAUAUAUAUUUUCAACAUAUAGAACGACCCGUGUAAUUUACCCAAAAUGCGCGCCAUACUGAGGCCAUUCGUUAUUCAUGCAGCCUAUUCUCCCAUCGAAACGAUUGUUUUCUUCUCUAUUGUCGGUACUCUCGCCUACUUUCAUGUUCUCUCCGCCAUCAAGCACUCGGCUUUCUUCGCGCCGACGAAUCCAAUCACCCUUCGUCCGUCGCAUGCUCGCUACACUCAGCAAGAAUGGGUCAACGUCCGGGAACAUGCCUGGUACCAUGCGAAAUCUGCCGCGGACAGUUCCAUAAUCCCCGUCGAGCUCCAACAGAUCGUGUUUUCUCUCGACUCAGUACAGAAGAGCAAAGACGCCGUUCCAGGCUCCAUCUCGCUUGAUAUGUCACCCCUGGCCGAUUCCGUGUACAACAUGUCGAAAUUUACUUAUGAAGCCCUGCCAACUUCUUCCGGGCGCAAGUACGGCUCUUUGUGUCAUCGUUCAUCCAUUUCAGCGACAAACAGCUCCCCUUCCGAUGCUCCGACAUGCUUCUCUGCGAUCACCUCGUCUUUACGCUCGUUUACUCAGACAUUGUCGUUUACUCCCGGGGCUAAGGAGGAGUUCAUGAAUGCUUUUUCGCGCUUUGCAAAGUCGACCGUUGACGAGUAUGGAGUCCGUUUUGAGUUGGAAACACGAGAGCAAGAGACCAUUGGAGACAUGAAAAGCAGCAAAUGGGUCGCGUAUGCUGCGCGCGCGUUUGUCAUGCGAUUCUGGGACCUUGCAAAGAAGGCCGACUCGUUGGACAUCAUUCUGAUCCUCAUUGGCUAUGUCCUAAUGCACGCAACGUUCCUCAUACUUGUUUCACGCUCCCGUCAACUUGGAUCAAGCUUCUGGUUGCCAUCCGGCAUUGUUUCUUCGUCCGUUCUCGCCCUUCUUCUUUCUCUUCCGAUAGCAAUGUGGCUUCGCAUCCCCAUGGACCCUGUCGCCCUAUCGGAAGCUCUUCCAUUCCUUGUCUGUACGGUCGGCUUUGACAAGCCCAUUCGCCUGGCCCGUGCUGUGUUCAGGCACCCACAUCUUACGAGCCCCGUUGGAGGCGCCAGCUCUGGCGGCCAGUUGAAACCAUCCGGAGAAGUGAUCCUUGAAUCUCUCACGAAGGUCUACUAUCCCAUCAUCCGGGAUUACAUACUCGAGAUAGCCGUGCUCGUCGUCGGCGCUUACAGUCGAGUCAGCGGCCUUCGCGAGGUCUGCGCCCUAGCAGCGCUCAUCCUGGGCUUGGACUGUCUCCUCUUGUGCACUUUCCUGGCUUCGAUAUUGUGCAUCAUGAUUGAGGUCCACCGGAUAAGGACUGUUCGCGCUUUGUCAACUUCCAAAUCGCCCUCUGUCGUCAUGGCUGAUGGGACACCGAAAACCGCUUCUGCCGGGAAGCGCCCAGGUUUGGCUCAGCGAGUCUCUUCCAUGCUUCUCGGUGUCAAGGGUUCAGCGCGUGGCAAGAAAGAGGAGAAACAAGCCGAUAGCCCCGUUGCACGGUUAAAGCCCCUUCUUAUUGCUACUUUCCUUACGCUUCACAUCCUCAAUCUCUGCGCUCCAUUGGCGCCGACCAGAGUCAGCACGCACACCGUUCCUACUUCCGUGAGGAAAGUCGACAUCACCACUCCGGAGAUACGUCACGCUUUGGGUGCUUUGGUCGAUGCUGAACAAGUCGACAACGUCUAUGUUGAUGAGGAAACUAGCGUCUGGGUCAAAGUCUAUCCGCCAGUUCAUGUUCGGUUGAUCCCCCCUGCUCAACUUCUCGCCGCCGUGCUCCCGACGCCCGAUGCCCCGAUUGUUCAUCGGACAACCUCAGAAAUGGUAGAGAGCUUCAUGUCGUCCUGGUCGCGCCUCGUUGGCGAUCCGCUGCUGUCCAAGUGGAUCGUUGUUGUGUUAGCCUUAAGCAUCAGCCUAAAUGGAUACCUGCUUAAAGCGAUUGGUGCCGGUUUGGCUGGGAAGGGUCCUGCGUCGCGAAGUGGGGGUGUUAGGUUUACCAGCGAGGACAGCGAGGGCAAGGUUGCGGAAACACAUGAGGUCUCAAUCAAACCUGCGGCGCCCACGCCCCGCCCUCGCCCAACAGCUACCUUCACGCUCGAUGAUGUUGACAGGAUCCUGAAAGCUCGUAACUUGACGGUGCCUUCCCCACCGACUUCCCCUCUCAUUGAUUCGCCUCAGUCAUCUGACAGUGACGAUUCUUCAGCCGGUGACUUCUUCGUUCGACCCCUUGAGGAAUGCAUUGAGAUUUUCGACAAUGGCCCACGCCCUUUAAGUCUAUCCUUGUCAUUGCUCAAUGAUGAGGAGAUCAUCCUGCUGGCCCAGAAUGGCAAGAUAGCGGCGUACGCUUUGGAGAAGGUUCUCGGCAGCGAGGAGCUGGAAAGGGCGGUCCGGAUUCGUCGGGCUUUGAUCUCGCGAUCGUCAAGGAUUCAGACAUUGGAGACCUCUGACAUCCCGAUGACCAACUACGAUUGGUCUCGCGUCAUUGGGGCAUGUUGUGAGAAUGUCGUUGGAUACAUCCCGCUUCCGCUGGGUAUCGCCGGUCCACUCAAGGUUGACGGCGUCCUGACUCCCAUUCCUAUGGCUACGGCGGAAGGCACUCUUGUUGCAUCGACUUCGCGCGGUGCGAAGGCUCUCAAUGCUGGUGGAGGUGUCACUACCGUGCUCACGCAAGACGGCAUGACUCGUGGUCCUGCAAUCGAUUUCCCCUCCAUCGUUAACGCUGCCGAAGCCAAACUCUGGAUCGAUUCACCGAAGGGAUUCGCUACUAUCAAGGAAGCCUUCGAGUCUACGUCCCGCUUUGCCAAGCUCAGGAGCCUUAAGACCGCUUUGGCCGGCCGGACGUUGUAUGUGCGGUUCAUGACCGCCACAGGCGAUGCCAUGGGUAUGAACAUGAUAUCCAAGGGCACCGAGAAGGGGUUGGAGGUUAUGCAGAAGCGCUUCCCGGAGAUGGUCGUUCUGGCGUUGUCAGGCAACUACUGCACGGACAAGAAGGCAGCUGCUAUCAAUUGGAUUGAAGGUCGUGGCAAGAGUGUGGUCGCGGAGGCUAUUAUACCCGGAAAGAUCGUGCAGAGCGUGCUCAAAACUACGGUUGAAGCUUUGUGUAAUUUAAACACGAAGAAGAACUUGAUUGGGAGCGCGAUGGCGGGUUCGAUUGGUGGAUUUAAUGCCCAUGCGGCGAAUAUUCUAACUGCAAUAUUUUUGGCUACUGGACAGGAUCCAGCGCAGAAUGUGGAGAGCUCGAAUUGCAUGACUCUCAUGGAACCGACUAACAAUGGUCAAGAUCUACUUAUGACCGUAUCUAUGCCCUGCAUCGAGGUGGGAACCGUUGGUGGAGGCACCGUUCUGGCGCCUCAACAAGCUGUUCUUGAAAUGCUCGGUGUCAAGGGCGCUCACCCGACUAACCCCGGUCAGAAUGCUCAAACCCUCGCCCGGAUCAUUGCUGCUUCUGUCAUGGCUGGCGAACUCUCCCUCUUGAGCGCGCUCGCAGCUGGCCACCUCGUUCGCGCCCACCUCGCUCACAAUCGAUCACAGGCUAACACGCCAGUGAGCUCGCGACCUGUGACGCCUGGACCGAACAGUGAGCGUUCUGCUCAACUGGUACCAAAGUUGUUGAAGGGGCUUGCAUUCAGUCCUUUGUCGCCUUCGUCUUCUACUUCAUCAUUACCACCAUAUUCAUUAGAGAAUCCAUGAUGCUUUCAUGUGUGUUAUUAUAACUUUGGAUUAAUCAUAACUUUGGGCUAUUUACAAGUACGAUUGGAUUGUAUCAUUUACAUCAAUACAAAAUCUUUGACAG
Molecule: messenger RNA, 3913 nt
Organism: Guyanagaster necrorhizus
Lineage: Eukaryota; Fungi; Basidiomycota; Agaricomycetes; Agaricales; Physalacriaceae
Exons: 8
Coding region: 163-3810 (1215 amino acids)
Biological process (GO): isoprenoid biosynthetic process; ergosterol biosynthetic process; coenzyme A metabolic process
Cellular component (GO): peroxisomal membrane; endoplasmic reticulum membrane
Molecular function (GO): hydroxymethylglutaryl-CoA reductase (NADPH) activity; protein binding
Source: RefSeq, a predicted model, not a curated record